Saprolegnia parasitica CBS 223.65 is the source of this 1392-nucleotide messenger RNA. Its product is annotated as fumarate hydratase. The coding region runs from base 1 to 1392 and encodes 463 amino acids. Gene Ontology annotation, molecular function: fumarate hydratase activity. Gene Ontology annotation, biological process: tricarboxylic acid cycle; fumarate metabolic process; malate metabolic process. Gene Ontology annotation, cellular component: tricarboxylic acid cycle heteromeric enzyme complex; mitochondrion. NCBI's taxonomy places the organism in Eukaryota, Oomycota, Saprolegniomycetes, Saprolegniales, Saprolegniaceae. The transcript has 2 exons. The record is from RefSeq and is a predicted model, not a curated record.
AUGCUCAGCACCCGCGCUUUGACCCGCUCGUUCCGCGCCCCGGCGUACGCCCGCUUCGCCAGCUCCGUGCGCUCGGAGACCGACUCGAUCGGCGCCAUUGACGUCGACGCCUCCAAGUACUGGGGCGCGCAGACGCAGCGCUCGCUGCAGAACUUCCCCAUCGGCGGUGGCCGCGAGCGCAUGCCGAUGCCGGUCAUCAAGGCCAUGGGCAUUGUCAAGAAGUGUGCGGCCAAGUACAACCUCAAGCUCGGCAAGCUCGAGCCGGCCGUCGCUGAGAACAUCAUCAAGGCCGCCGACGAUGUCAUCUCGGGCAAGCUCGACGACCACUUCCCGCUCGUCGUCUUCCAGACGGGCUCGGGCACGCAGUCCAACAUGAACACGAACGAGGUGAUUUCCAACCGCGCGAUCGAGUACAUGGGCGGCGAGCUCGGCUCCAAGAAGCCGGUGCACCCGAACGACCACGUCAACAUGGGCCAGUCGUCGAACGACUCGUUCCCGACCGCAAUGCACAUUGCGGCGGUCAUGGAGAUCCACCGCGUGCUCCUCCCGGGCCUCCGCAAGCUCCACGAUGCGCUCGACGCCAAGGUCAAGGAGUUUGAUGGCAUCAUCAAGAUUGGCCGCACGCACACGCAGGACGCGACGCCGCUCACGCUCGGCCAAGAGUUCUCGGGCUACCGCGAGCAGAUCGCGUACUCGAUCAAGCGCGUCGAGGAUGUCCUCCCCAACUUGUACAAGCUGGCGCUCGGCGGUACGGCGGUCGGCACGGGCCUCAACACGACCAAGGGCUACGACAAGGAGAUCGCGGCCAUCAUCGCGGCCGAGACGGGCUUCCCGUUCGUGACGGCGCCCAACAAGUUUGAGGCGCUCGCGGCCAACGACGCGGUCGUCGAGGCCAGCGGUGCUAUGAACACGAUUGCGUGCUCGCUCAUGAAGAUCGCGAACGACAUCCGCUUCCUCGGCUCGGGCCCGCGCUCGGGUCUCGGCGAGCUCAACUUGCCCGCGAACGAGCCGGGUUCGAGCAUCAUGCCUGGCAAGGUCAACCCGACGCAGUGCGAAGCCAUCACGAUGGUGUGCGCGCAGGUCAUUGGCAACCACGUCGCGGUCACGGUCGGCGGCUCGAACGGCCACUUUGAGCUCAACGUCUUCAAGCCCGUGAUGAUCUCCAACUUGAUUGUCCCCAACCUCGACACGAUCGACCGCCUCAUGAAGAACUCGCUCAUGCUUGUGACGGCGCUCAACUCGCACAUUGGCUACGACAACGCGUCCAAGGUCGCCAAGAAGGCCCAUAAGGAGGGCACGACGCUCAAGGAAGCGGUCGUCGAGCUCGGCUUGCUCACGGCCGACGAGUUUGACCGCUACGUCCGCCCCGAAGACAUGAUUGGCCCCAAGUAA